Molecule: messenger RNA, 1811 nt
Organism: Rhinichthys klamathensis goyatoka
Lineage: Eukaryota; Metazoa; Chordata; Actinopteri; Cypriniformes; Leuciscidae
Product: UDP-glucuronosyltransferase 2C1-like
Exons: 2
Coding region: 93-1688 (531 amino acids)
Molecular function (GO): UDP-glycosyltransferase activity
Source: RefSeq, a predicted model, not a curated record
UAAAGUUGUUUGCUCAUUUUCAGGAGUAAUAUGCCAAGAUAAAGAUAUCGGCACCGAACAAAGAAGCAUAUGCCAGUCAAUAUAUCCGUAAGAUGACACCAAUUUCUAAGAACAUGGUUUCUGUCUCUCUCUGGAUAACAGUCGUAAUUCUUUUUGGUUCUCUCUGUGAUGGUGGCAAAAUCUUGGUGGUGCCUGUGGAGGGAAGUCACUGGGUGAACAUGGACAUUCUCAUCAACGCUUUACAUAGUCAAGGGCACAGCAUUGAUGUAAUACGCACCUAUAAUAGCUGGUUCGUAAAGGAGAAUUCAACUUAUUACAACUCUAUAACCAUACCAAACACCAAAGGAAUGGAUGAAGAAUUUUUAGAAGACAUGCUCUCCAAACUAAUCGACCAUGAAAAAGGAAAAAGGUACUGGCUGAGCGCUGUACGGCUGAGUUUGGAUAUGGUUAGUGACAUGGUUAAAAUGCAUAAAAUGAUAUGUCAGCUUAUAACAAACAUGUUUGAAAGUGAGGAAAUUAUGAAGGCACUGCAUGAAAAACAGUAUGAUCUGAUGCUUACUGAUCCGGCAUGGGGUGCAGGCAUUCUCCUGGCUCAUGAACUCAAGUUACCCAUGGUAUAUAAUGUGAGAUGGACCACUACUGGUGAGGGACAUUUUGACGUCGCUCCCUCACCAAUGUCUUACAUCCCUAUCACGGGAUCUGGAAACACUGACAAGAUGAACUUCUUCCAACGAGUAAAAAAUGUUUUUUAUUAUUUCCUAAUGGCCUUUCAGUACAGCUAUUUUAAUUUGCCACAGUACCAAGCACUUUGUGACAAAUAUUUCCAUCCGCCUGUACGUUUUAUUGAACUUCUCCAGGGGGCUGAUAUAUGGCUUAUGAGGGUUGAUUUUGUUUUUGAAUUUCCACGUCCAACAAUGCCAAAUAUCAUCUACAUUGGCGGCUUCCAAUGCAAACCAGCGAAGGCCCUUCCACAUGAUCUGGAAGACUUCAUGCAAAGUUCUGGAGAGCAUGGAGUCAUCAUCAUGUCUUUAGGGUCGUUUAUCAGUGCCCUACCAGAUGAUUUAACAGCGGAAAUAGCUACUGCUUUUGCUCAGCUCCCGCAAAAGGUAAUUUGGAGAUACACUGGAAAGAGACCAUCUACUUUGGGGAACAACACAUUACUGGUUGACUGGAUGCCACAGAACGAUCUUCUAGGGCAUCCAAAGACUACAGUUUUUAUUGCACAUGGCGGAACCAAUGGGGUUCAAGAAGCUUUGUACCACGGUAUUCCAGUGGUUGGAAUUCCAUUCUUUUUUGACCAGUACGACAAUCUUCUUCGGUUGCAAGAAAGGGGAGGAGCUAAUAUUGUUUCCAUCGCAACUUUAGAUAAAAACACACUGUUUAAAGCCAUACAGGAAGUAAUCAAUGAACCAUCUUACAGACUGAGUAUGCAGAGACUCUCUCAUCUGCACAGAGACAAGCCAGUUAAACCUUUGGAAAGCGCCCUCUUUUGGAUUGAGUUUGUAAUGAGACACAAAGGUGCUGCUCACCUCCGAACAGAAUCCUACAAACUGCCUUGGUACUCCUAUUACUCAGUAGAUGUUACAGUUACAUUGUUUGCAGUUGUUUUGAUAUUCACUCUCUUCAUAUUUUUAACCAUUAGAUUUGUGUGUGGCAAGUGUUGCAGCAGAAAAAGGAAAACUGAGUGACAUUAUUAAAUGGUCAUGAAACCAUAAACCAAAUUUCCUGUAAUUUUAACUGAGUUAUGAGUGUUGAACAUCAUUGAAGUCAAUUACCAUCUGUUAGUUUUAAAUGUAGGAGAGAACUAGUUA